This is a messenger RNA of Schistocerca cancellata (South American locust), 1719 nucleotides long. Its product is annotated as trichohyalin-like. The record is from RefSeq and is a predicted model, not a curated record. Bases 1 to 1719 code for a protein of 572 amino acids. The transcript has 4 exons. Lineage: Eukaryota; Metazoa; Arthropoda; Insecta; Orthoptera; Acrididae.
AUGGUUGACAUGGAUGGAAUUAUACAAGAAUUUGUAGGAAUGGGUGCAAAUUACAGGAGAAGUCAAGGAGGAGGAGAAGUCAAGGAGGAGGAGAAGUCAAGGAGGAGGAGAAGUCAAGGAGGAGGAGAAGUCAAGGAGGAGGAGAAGUCAAGGAGGAGGAGAAGUCAAGGAGGAGGAGAAGUCAAGGAGGAGGAGAAGUCAAGGAGGAGGAGAAGUCAAGGAGGAGGAGAAGUCAAGGAGGAGGAGAAGUCAAGGAGGAGGAGAAGUCAAGGAGGAGGAGAAGUCAAGGAGGAGGAGAAGUCAAGGAGGAGGAGAAGUCAAGGAGGAGGAGAAGUCAAGGAGGAGGAGAAGUCAAGGAGGAGGAGAAGUCAAGGAGGAGGAGAAGUCAAGGAGGAGGAGAAGUCAAGGAGGAGGAGAAGUCAAGGAGGAGGAGAAGUCAAGGAGAAGGAGAAGUCAAGGAGAAGGAGAAGUCAAGGAGAAGGAGAAGUCAAGGAGAAGGAGAAGUCAAGGAGAAGGAGAAGUCAAGGAGAAGGAGAAGUCAAGGAGAAGGAGAAGUCAAGGAGAAGGAGAAGUCAAGGAGAAGGAGAAGUCAAGGAGAAGGAGAAGUCAAGGAGAAGGAGAAGUCAAGGAGAAGGAGAAGUCAAGGAGAAGGAGAAGUCAAGGAGAAGGAGAAGUCAAGGAGAAGGAGAAGUCAAGGAGAAGGAGAAGUCAAGGAGAAGGAGAAGUCAAGGAGAAGGAGAAGUCAAGGAGAAGGAGAAGUCAAGGAGAAGGAGAAGUCAAGGAGAAGGAGAAGUCAAGGAGAAGGAGAAGUCAAGGAGAAGGAGAAGUCAAGGAGAAGGAGAAGUCAAGGAGAAGGAGAAGUCAAGGAGAAGGAGAAGUCAAGGAGAAGGAGAAGUCAAGGAGAAGGAGAAGUCAAGGAGAAGGAGAAGUCAAGGAGAAGGAGAAGUCAAGGAGAAGGAGAAGUCAAGGAGAAGGAGAAGUCAAGGAGAAGGAGAAGUCAAGGAGAAGGAGAAGUCAAGGAGAAGGAGAAGUCAAGGAGAAGGAGAAGUCAAGGAGAAGGAGAAGUCAAGGAGAAGGAGAAGUCAAGGAGAAGGAGAAGUCAAGGAGAAGGAGAAGUCAAGGAGAAGGAGAAGUCAAGGAGAAGGAGAAGUCAAGGAGAAGGAGAAGUCAAGGAGAAGGAGAAGUCAAGGAGAAGGAGAAGUCAAGGAGAAGGAGAAGUCAAGGAGAAGGAGAAGUCAAGGAGAAGGAGAAGUCAAGGAGAAGGAGAAGUCAAGGAGAAGGAGAAGUCAAGGAGAAGGAGAAGUCAAGGAGAAGGAGAAGUCAAGGAGAAGGAGAAGUCAAGGAGAAGGAGAAGUCAAGGAGAAGGAGAAGUCAAAAGGAGAAGUCAAAAGGAGAAGUCAAAAGGAGAAGUCAAAAGGAGAAGUCAAAAGGAGAAGUCAAAAGGAGAAGUCAAAAGGAGAAGUCAAAAGGAGAAGUCAAAAGGAGAAUCAUGGGCGAAACUGUGCAUCAUUGCUAAAUGAAUUUUUGAAACCCAAGUACUACACAUCAUCUGUUGUUAAACCAAAUGCAUGCCUCAGUGGUGUAGUUGAAGGGGCAUCAGAUCUUACUAGUGAUUUCAAUUUGGACGAUGCAGUUAUUAUCCUUGCAGGAAUAAAUGACAUUCAUGACAGCCGUAUUCUAAUGGAAUAUCUGAGAACAAGUGGCACAUCUGAAUUAUAG